This is a messenger RNA of Gossypium arboreum, 1037 nucleotides long. RefSeq names its product protein PLANT CADMIUM RESISTANCE 2-like. NCBI's taxonomy places the organism in Eukaryota, Viridiplantae, Streptophyta, Magnoliopsida, Malvales, Malvaceae. The transcript has 5 exons. The record is from RefSeq and is a predicted model, not a curated record. Bases 84 to 671 code for a protein of 195 amino acids.
UAUAUAUAACAUUCAUCCCACUCAAACAAGUUGGAACUGCCUGCCUGUCUUCUUCUUUAGUUUUCUGAGCAGCUUAUCCAUCAAUGGCUUCCUUUAACCCAAGUGGGUACGAAAAGUAUUCAGGUUCAGCAGCAGAAGCAACCAAGUUUGGCCAAGACGCCGCCACGACUGGGAUUCCAGUUAGCUCCUCCAACGCCUACUACACCGACACUUCUCAAAACACCAACACUCGUCCUCAGACUAAAACGAGAGUCCGUUGGUCAUCUGGCCUCUGUGACUGCUUCUCUGACUGGAGAAACUGUUGCAUAACGUGUUGGUGCCCUUGCGUGACUUUUGGCCAAAUUGCUGAGAUUGUAGAUAAAGGAUCAUCAUCGUGUGGGGUAAAUGGAGCACUUUACACACUGAUAGCAUGCGUGACGGGGUGCGCAUGUUGCUAUUCCUGCUUUUACCGAGCCAAAAUGAGGCAGCAAUACAUGUUGAAGAAACACCCUUGCGGGGAUUGCCUCGUCCACUGCUUCUGCGAGUAUUGCGCCUUGUGCCAAGAGUACCGUGAGCUCAAAUCCCGCGGCUACGACUUAUCCAUUGGGUGGCACGGAAAUAUGGAAAAACAGAGUCGUGAAGUGGCGAUGACUUCAAUUCCACCGACGGUGGAAGGAGGGAUGAGUCGAUGAACCUACAUCACCCACACUGUAUAAAAGAUUCCUAAGAGUUCCAGUAUUAGAUCUAACAUCCAGGGGACUCAGUAAAGUUUGUAUAAAUAUCAUAUUGUUUUUAGUAUGGCAUGUACCUAGAUUGAGUUUUUUUGGGGUAAAAUAUGUGUUUAUGUGGAUGAUUGAAGCUUGAAUUGAUCUUUUGCAAGUAGCUAAUGGUUUUAAAUGUGAAUUUAAGUUUACUAUAGAGUUUGAAAUGUAUGGAACAAUAUUAUGUUAUGGUAAAAUAAAGUGUGGACCCAUAUUACUUGUUUAAUGUAGUUAAAAACCAUGAAUAAUAUCUAUUUGAUGAAUGGAAUCGGUUAAAUAGUUAAAUUACAAAUGAAA